CAUCUCCAACUCAAUCAUUUGGUAACAGUCCACUUUUAAGUAAUUGCCAAAAAUCUCAACACCCAGAUUUUUGAACAUUUGGUCCUUCGAGCCGGAUGGUUGAGUUGGAAUAAUCAUUCAUUCAUAUCACAUUCUUCUCAAAAGGUCAUGUCUCAAAAGUCGGGAAGAUCUUCUCCAUCUCCAAAAGAGGAUGACGCUCAACUCCAGGUCCCUCCUACUCGAUCAUCCAGAUCUUCCACAUCUUCGCAGCCUGAUGUGGGACCUCAAACUCGCUCGGCUGGUCUUCCCACCAACCUCAAAUUGAAAGUCACCACUCAAAUGAGUAGAUUGCAACUCAUGAAGGACAUCUUCUCCAAGCUGUCCAACAUCUCAACAUGGACUGUGCAAGACCUGUCACACACUCAAGAACAGCUGCAAGACCUUCAUAAGAGCUUCUCAAAGACUCACUCGUAUUUUGAGUCAGCGUGGCCUGAGUCUUGUCUCGACCACGAAUACUUCGCAUCCUCAGUCUUCUUCGAGGAAUACUCUCUAUACCAAUCAGCCAUCUCGAAAUUGAUACAACUCAAUAUGUCACUCAAUCCUGUGGAUUCACAGCCAUCCACUUCUGCUCAAGCCCCUCAGCCUUCUCAAACUCGUCCUCGAUUGCCUGACAUCUCAAUUCCCACCUUCUCAGGCGACUUCUCAAAAUGGCCUGCCUUCCGAGACCUUUUUCAAUCACUCGUCAUCAAUAGCACCUCAAUCUCUGACAUUGAAAGGUUGCAUUACCUUCGAACAUGUCUCUCUCACGAACCUCUCGACACCAUCUCCAGUCUUCCCUUAACGGAAGUCUCGUUCCCCAUAGCUUGGAAGAAGCUUAUGGAUAAAUAUGAAAAUAAAAGGCUGCUCCUCUCUUCUCAAUACUCAAAACUUCUCUCAUUCUCAUUGGCGAAUCAGAAAAAUUCUACCGCCUCAUCUCUUCGUCAAUUUAUUGACAGCAUCGUCAAUCCUCUCCAAAGUUUGAAAGCUCUAGGUGAAGAUCUAGAGCAGAACAAUAAUCUUUUGGUGUUCCAUAUCAUCAAUCGUAUGGAUCACGCCUCUCGCACUCAUUGGGAAACUCUCAUCUCCUCUAAUAACGAAUUUCCCUCCUUCGCUCAGUUGAUGGAGUUCCUCCAAUCUCGCUCCAGAGCUCUAGAAUGGACUGAGUCCAACCAGAGACAGUCACCUCAAGAAUCAUCUCGCUCUCGCACAACAGUGCACACAAUCGCUCAAAAGGUUACUGCUCCAAUUAAACCUUCUCCUCCACUCAUCUCAAGCAAACCGGCCUCCUCGAACACUCCAAUCUCAAAAGUCUCUUCUAUGCCCGGCUACACCUGCGAUGAUUGUGGACGCGACCACUUCGUUGCAGAUUGCCCUCGCUUCUCCAAGCGCUCACCUCAGGAAAAAGCUGAUGUGGUGUUACUUCGCAUCCUCUGCUCCAACUGCCUCGGUAGACAUCAUCGCCACUCUUGCAGAACGACAAAGAUCUGCAAAAUCUGUGGAAGUCGUCAUCAUACACUUCUACAUGAUGCUCCUCUCAGCAGUAAACCACACUGCAAAGUUCCACCGGUACCCCCUCGAGUGCUUCCACAAUACGCUCUCACAUCUCAAAAAUCUGCUCAAAGGGAGCUACCUCAACCACGACUCAACACUCUCCUCGCCACUGCCAUCGCCCAUCUCAUCACCUCAACAGGAUCACACACGGUUCGACUACUCAUCGACAGUGGAUCCGAGCUGACCUUCAUCUCUCAAGAUCUAGCCAGAAAACUCAACAUCUCUAGAAGGAAGUCGCAUGUUGUAAUUGUGGGAAUUCAUGGAAAGACUUCUAAGACACAAGGAUCUCUCGCCCUCACUCUCAAGUCGACGUAUGACCAUCAAACCAUAAAUAUUGAUGCUCACAUUCUUUCAUCAUCUUUCUCUAAUUUGCCUUCCUUCUAUACAUGUUUUCAGCAAUCUCUACAUCUCCAGCAUCUCAAGUUAGCUGAUCCAGAAUACCACAUCUCAAGAGCCAUCGACAUCAUUUUGGGUGCUGAUGUAUAUGGCUCAGUUGUUCUUCCUCAGAUGAAAAACGGCCCUCCAUCAUCUCCAAUCGCGCAACUCUCAAUCUUCGGCUGGCUAAUCCUAGGCCCUGUGUGUCAAGAACAGGAACGCCUUCCAAUUCAAUCUCCAAUGUUUCACACCAUCUCACAACAGUCACAUACGGAACUAGAUCAGCUCAAUUUUUGGCAAUCAGAGUUCUUCUCCAACUUCUCAAGAUGAGGGUCACAACUUUCCACUAGCCAUUCC
Messenger RNA from Coccinella septempunctata (seven-spotted ladybird), 2301 nucleotides. RefSeq lists its product as uncharacterized. Gene Ontology annotation, molecular function: aspartic-type endopeptidase activity. Gene Ontology annotation, biological process: proteolysis. The transcript is spliced from 2 exons. Bases 148 to 2274 code for a protein of 708 amino acids. NCBI's taxonomy places the organism in Eukaryota, Metazoa, Arthropoda, Insecta, Coleoptera, Coccinellidae. The record is from RefSeq and is a predicted model, not a curated record.